AUGGACGACUAUUUACAAAGCUUCCCAACAGUCGAAGAAGCAAAAAGAACAAGUAAAGAAGUGGACCUCAUACACAAAAGUGGAGGUUUCGAACUAAGAGGAUGGACAUCGAACUAUCCAUCCACUAUUAACACAAUGGAAAUCAACCAUCCCGACCACAUUAAUUUAGGAGACCACGAUAAAUAUGGGAAGACAUUGGGCAUGAUAUGGCAAACCAACAACGACGCAUUACGAUUUACUGUCAACCUUCGCAACACGCCCGACGACGUCACUAAAGAAACAAGACCACCAACCAAACGCGAAGUCGCAAGCGCUGUCAUGUCAGUAUUCGGACCGCUAGGUUUAGCCACUCCAGUUUUAAUACAAGGAAAAAUACUUAUACAGCAACUAUGGCGCACCGGAAUAAAUUGGGACGACCACAUACCCGACACGCUUAGAGACCAUUGGUCAAAAUGGCUCAACAACCUAGCAUAUCUAAAAGAUCUAAACGUUCCACGAUGUACAGAUUCCUGUAACGAGGGGGAACUACAUACCUUCGUAGACGCCAGUGAAACCAUCUAUGCCGCUGCAACAUACUGGAAAACUACUAUGAACAACCAGGUCAGCAUAAAACUAAUAGCAGCAAAAGCCAAGGUGGCCCCACUCAAACCUACCUCUAUACCACGAUUAGAAUUACAAGCCGCAGUGCUUGGCUGCCGUCUAGCAAACAGCAUUCACCAAGAAAUGGACACCAAUAUUAAGAAGAAGUAUUACUGGUCAGACUCUCGAACGGUAUUAGCAUGGAUCAAAUCCGACCCACGCACGUUCAAAACCUUCGUCGCACACAGACUAGCUGAAAUAGAAGAACUCUCAAAAACAUCAGAAUGGAGAUACGUACCCACUAAACAAAACGUAGCUGACGACGCAACUAGAUCGGCACCCCGAAAUUUCGACAGCAACCAUCGAUGGUUCAACGGUCCAGAAUUCCUAAAACUUGACUGCAACGAAUGGCCUCAAGAUCACAGUGAUCGCUCACUACAAGUUACGGGCGAAGAAAAAACACAGACAGUAGCCACGGCGCGUCUCGUUUAA
Messenger RNA from Pararge aegeria (speckled wood butterfly), 1071 nucleotides. RefSeq lists its product as uncharacterized. The record is from RefSeq and is a predicted model, not a curated record. NCBI's taxonomy places the organism in Eukaryota, Metazoa, Arthropoda, Insecta, Lepidoptera, Nymphalidae. The coding region runs from base 1 to 1071 and encodes 356 amino acids. The transcript has a single exon.